Molecule: messenger RNA, 1354 nt
Organism: Lathyrus oleraceus (garden pea)
Lineage: Eukaryota; Viridiplantae; Streptophyta; Magnoliopsida; Fabales; Fabaceae
Product: TIP41-like protein
Exons: 8
Coding region: 84-950 (288 amino acids)
Biological process (GO): TOR signaling
Cellular component (GO): cytosol
Source: RefSeq, a predicted model, not a curated record
ACUCGAUUAAUCACUGAUCCAGUAACUUUUUAUUUUUGGACCAAAAAUAAAAAUCUCGAAGCGCAAAGAAGAAGGAAGCAACGAUGGAAUUGGAAGUCGACGAGAACGACUUGAAAGCCGCCGACGCCGAAAUCUUCGUCGACGGUGGCCGGAGAGGCAUUCGCAUCCAUGGUUGGUUGAUCGAGUCUCGCAGGAACUCCAUACUCAACUCGUCAAACGUUCAAGAGUGGGAAAAGAAACUUGUGACUUCUCAUUUACCAGAAAUGGUUUUUGGGGAAAAUGCUUUGGUUCUGAAACACUUGAAUAGUGGAACCAAAAUUCACUUUAAUGCAUUUGAUGCUUUAUGUGGAUGGAAACAGGAAGCUUUGCCACCUGUUGAAGUUCCUGCAGCGGCUAAAUGGAAGUUUAGAAGCAAACCCUUUGAGGAAAUAAUAUUAGAUUAUGACUAUACAUUUACAACACCUUAUUGUGGAAGUGGUGCUAUUGAGAUUGAUAAAGAUCUGAAUGGUGGAAAGAUAUCGGAGGAAACCGGCGAUCUCCAUUGGGAAGACUGCAAGGAACAAAUUGAUUUGGUUGCAUUGGCAUCCAAGGAGCCUAUACUUUUCUAUGAUGAGGUGGUGUUAUAUGAAGAUGAACUCGCUGAUAAUGGAGUAUCACUUCUUACUGUAAAAGUGAGAGUCAUGCCAAGUUCUUGGUUUCUUCUCUUGCAAUUCUGGCUUAGAGUUGAUGGAGUGUUGAUUCGACUGAGGGAAACUCGUAUGCACUGUGUAUUUGGUGUAAGCAAAAAUCCUGUUGUACUUCGGGAGAGCUGCUGGAGAGAAUCUACUUUUCAAGCUUUGUCUGCGAAAGGGCACCCUUUUGAUUCUGCAGCGUAUAGUGAUCCAAACAUCAUCAGCCAGAAGCUCCCCAUUGUCAAGCGUGCGACCCAAAAGCUUGUAUUUUCCUCUUAAAGUUAUAAGGCUGUAAAUGUCCUUCAGGGAUUCUGAUAAGUUGUUAUCUUGUUUAUAUUUUAUUCUAACUUAUGCCAAGACUGUUGAAAUCAUCACUUGCUUCUUAUGGGAUGAGCUCGGGUUGAGAUGCAUGCAACAUUUGUUUUGUACUUUUACAAAAUGUGGGAGCUUAAACUUGUGGAGAAGGUAAUGUGUGGAACUGAGCAGACACUCGCAUGCUAAUCAUUUAAGGAUGGUUUGUUUGACUUACUGACAAACUUCACAUCCAAUAGUUUGGUUCAUUUUUCAGUAUUAUUAGUGUAUUUUAUUGGAUAACAAAUCAUAUUAUAGGCUUACCAAAUUAUGAAUCUCUCAUACUCUUCAUAUGCUUACAUAAUAUUUGUAUCCAUAUUUGACACUGGUCA